CUGGGAAAUGGUGCUGAUGCCUCGAGAGCGCUACAGAUCAACGUGAUCGAUAUCGAUCCGUACAGGAAUGGCGCACACACGGAGGAGUCACAGCCAAUGAAUACUAACAGUGAUGUCGACGAGGAAGGCGCUUCUGCUGAUAAUCUUUUGGCGGUAUUUGAAGAGGCACCUGUGCAAGGGGCAGCAUCUGCAACCAGUGUUAUCGUUGGUGAAACGACUGUUCAUUCGAGUGAAAUAACAAUUAAUGGUGUACCACUGUUCGUGAUUCAUGAUGACAGGGAUAAUAAUAAUGAAUUUGUUUUCGAUUAUUAUUGGAGUACCAAAGCUUACGGAUGCAAGGCGAGCCAAAUCGAAGAUGUCCGCUUGGCAAGUGCGGACGAUAUUUUGUUGUUUGAUGGUGAAGACACGGAUGAAAGCAGAAGUAAUGGAGACAGUGAUGAUUCGAAUGACGAGAACAAUUGGCGUAAUGAUUAUCCGGAUGAGACGGAGGUCUUUUUUUUUUAUUAUGAUUUCAAGGAUUUGACAGAUCGUAGCUUAUUAGUUCUUUCUUCCUGUCUUCCGAUUGACUAG
Molecule: messenger RNA, 570 nt
Organism: Gongylonema pulchrum
Lineage: Eukaryota; Metazoa; Nematoda; Chromadorea; Rhabditida; Gongylonematidae
Source: the annotation of a GenBank genome assembly